UUUUUACCUUCACAGCUUUGUAAUUAUGCAUGUCAGUAUAUAGCUUUUUUCAUUCAAGACCAGAGUUGAGCCUUGUUUGAACCUUUUGUGGUGCUUACAAAGUGAAGAUGAGUGUCAAAAAAGAAGAUGUGGAGAAGUUUUUAGAUGGAAACCCAAGUUUCUCGAAAAGCUACUUUGCAAAAAAGCUUAAACCUGGAACUGUGGCAUCCAUGACAGGAGUCCCAGAGUCCAAAGUGGAUUUGGAUUCCUUUGAGAUGUUGUGUCAGGUGGAGGAAGGUGCAAUAUUCUUUGAUUUAAUCAAAGACAUGCAAGAGAACGUCAACAUGGAGAAGGUGAUCUUCAAAAUCCUAAGGCGACUCAGCGCUCUGAUCCAUGCGGACCGAUGCAGUCUCUUCAUGUACAGACAGAGGAAUGGCAUAGCUGAAUUGGCCACACGACUGUUUAAUGUCAACGCUUCAUCAAAGUUGGAAGAGUGUGUGGUUCCACCUGACUCAGAGAUUGUCUUUCCUCUUGAUAUCGGCAUAGUUGGUCAUGUUGCUCAAUCAAAAAAAACCAUCAAUGUUAAGGAUGUUAAAGAGAAUAGCUACUUCAGUACAUUUGUUGAUGAGCUGACGGAAUACACAACCCGCAACAUCUUGGCUACCCCCAUCAUGAACGGCAAAGAUGUGGUGGCGGUCAUCAUGGCAGUCAAUAAAAAUAACGGACCCCAUUUCACAGAUGAGGAUGAAGAUCUUUUUUUAAAGUAUCUAAAAGUUGGCACACUGAACCUGAAGAUCUAUCACCUAAGCUAUCUGCACAACUGUGAGACACGUAAAGGCCAGCUGCUUUUGUGGUCUGCUAACAAAGUGUUCGAAGAGCUCACGGAUAUUGAGCGUCAGUUUCACAAAGCUUUGUACACAGUACGCGCGUACCUCAACUGUGACCGCUACUCUGUCGGUCUACUGGACAUGACUAAGGAAAAGGAGUUCUUUGAUGUCUGGCCUGUUCUAAUGGGAGAACAACCACCAUAUUCUGGUCCUGUCACUCCAGAUGGCAGGGAAAUCAUUUUCUACAAAGUCAUUGACUACAUUUUGCAUGGAAAGGAAGACAUUAAAGUCAUACCAAAUCCACCUGCAGACCACUGGGCACUGGCGAGUGGACUACCCACCUACGUAGCAGAAAGUGGCUUUAUCUGCAAUAUCAUGAAUGCACCAGCAGAGGACAUGUUCAAAUUUCAGAAUGAGGCACUUGAUGACAGUGGAUGGACCAUUAAAAAUGUGUUGUCUCUGCCAAUCGUCAACAAAAAGGAAGAAAUUAUGGGAGUGGCAACUUUCUACAACAGGAAGGAUGGCAAGCCAUUUGAUGAACAGGAUGAACAACUAAUGGAGGCUUUGACCCAAUUUCUGGGCUGGUCGGCACUCAACACAGACACCUAUGACAAGAUGAAUAAACUGGAAAACAGAAAAGACAUUGCCCAAGACAUGGUGCUGUACCAUGUAAAGUGUCGAGAUGAUGAGAUUCAGAAUAUCCUUAAAACCAGGGAAUAUUUUGGAAAAGAACCAAAAGAAUGUGAAGAAGAUGAACUUCGGCAAAUCCUGAAAAAAGAACUUCCAGGGAGAAAUAAAUUUGAGAUAUAUGAGUUCCACUUUUGCGACUUUGACUGCUCAGAGCUGGAAUUGGUGAUGUGUGGCAUCCAAAUGUACUAUGAAGUUGGUGUUGUGAAGAAGUUUCAGGUCCCUCAGGAGGUUUUAGUACGGUUUAUGUACUCUGUAAGCAAGGGCUACAGAAAGAUCACCUAUCACAACUGGCGCCACGGCUUUAAUGUUGGACAAACCAUGUUUACAUUACUAACGACAGGGCAGCUGAAGCGAUACUACACAGACUUGGAAGUCAUGGCCAUGAUUACGGCAGGAUUCCUACAUGAUAUUGACCACAGAGGCACUAAUAAUCUUUACCAAGUGAAAUCACAAAAUCCAUUAGCAAAGCUUCAUGGGUCAUCUAUUCUGGAGAGACAUCACUUAGAGUUUGGGAAGUUUUUACUUGGAGAUGAGACUUUAAACAUUUUCCAGAACCUGAACAGAAGACAAACAGAGCACGUUUUUCAUCUAAUCGACAUCGCCAUUAUUGCAACUGACCUUGCCUUGUAUUUCAAGAAGAGGACUAUGUUCCAGAAAAUUGUGGAUCUUUCUGAAACAUAUGAGGAUGAGAAGAAAUGGGUUGAGUUUUUGUCUUUGGAAACAACGAGGAAGGAAAUUGUAAUGGCCAUGAUGAUGACUGCUUGUGAUCUGUCAGCCAUUACCAAACCAUGGGAAGUUCAGAGUAAGGUGGCACUGUCUGUAGCAGCUGAAUUCUGGGAGCAGGGUGAUUUAGAAAGGACUGUACUUGAGCAACAACCCAUUCCAAUGAUGGACAGGAACAAAGCUGCAGAACUGCCCAAGCUUCAGUGUGGUUUUAUAGACUUUGUUUGCACUUUUGUCUACAAGGAGUUUUCACGGUUCCACAAGGCUAUCCAACCAAUGUAUGAUGGCAUUCUUAACAACCGGAAAGAGUGGAAGGCUUUACAGGAGGCUUACGAGGCGAAGCUGAAGGAAGCUGAAGAAGCAGCCAAGGCAAAAGCAGAAGAACUAGCUGCCAAAAAAGCAGCUGCCACCAAUAACCCAUCAUCAUCAGGAUCGAAGACCUGUUCAAUCUGCUAGAACUGGAUGGCUGUUAGAAAAGGGAGAAUGCUUUAGGGAUUCAACACAGCCACUGAAAUGGACACCACAUGGUGAGAGUGGCCUCAACCCCAGAACAGAGGGACACUAAGAAACACUGAGAGAACCAAUAAAUCACAUGCUCACAUGCACAUAACAAAUAUUUGUAGAUGAAAACCAAGAUGAAAUAGUUCAAACAUUCAGUUUGAACGGUCACUGGUUGUGGUUUUCGGUUAAAAUCAUUCUUGUUGUGUCAUGUCGUAUGAAUUUUUUCAUCAAAUGCAAUAGCUAUGAGAUAAUACUUGCUUUAUUUUAAAGUACAUAUACCAAUUCUUACCAGUGUUUGUGGAAAAAAGUCUGAUGCACAAGCUUUGUUUCAUACUUACAAGUUCAUGCUUCAAGGACUCCUGUGUCAUUGGGCAGCAUUUUACCUGAAAGGCACCCUUUGCAGUUUGGUUUGCAUUAUAAGUCAUUACUGAAAACAUUUGAGAAUGGAUCAAAGUUUAGUGAAAGCUACAGAUAGAUGACAAAGUAACACAACAUAACAUUUGUUGGCAAGGUGUUAGGCCAUUGCAAUCCACUAGAACAGCUUCACCUUACUUCAACUUGCUUGUACAAGUCCAUGAAGCUGUAUUGCAGUAAUGAACAUCAAUCAUU
Messenger RNA from Clarias gariepinus (North African catfish), 3329 nucleotides. RefSeq names its product phosphodiesterase 6B, cGMP-specific, rod, beta (gene pde6b). Gene Ontology annotation, molecular function: 3',5'-cyclic-nucleotide phosphodiesterase activity; protein binding. Gene Ontology annotation, biological process: retina development in camera-type eye; signal transduction. Gene Ontology annotation, cellular component: photoreceptor outer segment membrane. Lineage: Eukaryota; Metazoa; Chordata; Actinopteri; Siluriformes; Clariidae. Bases 108 to 2675 code for a protein of 855 amino acids. The record is from RefSeq and is a predicted model, not a curated record. The transcript has 22 exons.